Molecule: messenger RNA, 3607 nt
Organism: Panthera uncia (snow leopard)
Lineage: Eukaryota; Metazoa; Chordata; Mammalia; Carnivora; Felidae
Gene: TCF7
Product: transcription factor 7
Exons: 12
Coding region: 144-1847 (567 amino acids)
Biological process (GO): regulation of transcription by RNA polymerase II; canonical Wnt signaling pathway
Cellular component (GO): beta-catenin-TCF complex
Molecular function (GO): RNA polymerase II cis-regulatory region sequence-specific DNA binding; DNA-binding transcription factor activity, RNA polymerase II-specific
Source: RefSeq, a predicted model, not a curated record
CCGCAGCCCGCCCAGGCGGAGUCAGCCCGCGCUCCGCCCGCCGCGCUUCGGGCUCGGAGGUCCGGACUCCGGGCUCGCCGCCUGCCGGGCCGGCUCCGCGCCCCGCACUCCCGCGCCCCGCGCCCCCGCGGGCGGAGCGCACCAUGCCGCAGUUGGACUCGGGCGGGGGCGGCGCGGGCGGGGGCGACGACCUCGGCGCGCCCGACGAGCUGCUGGCCUUCCAGGACGAGGGCGAGGAGCAGGACGACAAGAGCCGCGACAGCGCCGCGGGCCCCGAGCGCGACCUGGCCGAGCUCAAGUCGUCGCUGGUCAAUGAGUCCGAGGGCGCGGCGGGAGGCGCGGGGGUCCCUGGGGCCGGUGCCGGGGCCCGCGGCGAGGCGGAGGUCGGGGCCGAGGCUCUCGGGCGGGAACACGCUUCGCAGAGACUUUUCCCCGACAAACUUCCAGAGUCUCUGGAAGACGGCCUGAAGGCCCCGGAGUGCGCCAGCGGCAUGUACAAAGACACCGUCUACUCGGCCUUCAAUCUGCUCAUGCACUACCCACCCCCUUCGGGAGCAGGGCAGCACCCCCAGCCGCAGCCCCCACUGCACAACAAGGCCAGUCAGCCAGCCCACAGCGUCCCACAGCUCUCUCCUCUCUAUGAACAUUUCAGCAGCCCACACCCUACACCUGCACCAGCCGACAUCAGCCAGAAGCAAGGAGUUCACAGGCCUCUGCAGACCCCUGACCUCUCUGGCUUCUACUCUCUGACCUCAGGCAGCAUGGGACAGCUUCCCCACACUGUGAGCUGGCCCAGCCCUCCUCUCUACCCCCUGUCCCCUUCCUGCGGAUAUAGACAGCACUUCCCUGCCCCCACUGCAGCCCCUGGCGCCCCCUACCCCAGGUUCACCCACCCAUCCCUGAUGCUAGGCUCCGGUGUGCCUGGUCACCCUGCAGCCAUCCCCCACCCGGCUAUCGUACCUCCCUCAGGCAAGCAGGAGCUGCAGCCAUAUGACCGUAGCCUGAAGACACAGGCAGAAUCCAAGGCAGAGAAAGAGGCCAAGAAGCCAACCAUCAAGAAGCCACUCAACGCCUUCAUGCUGUACAUGAAGGAGAUGAGAGCCAAGGUCAUUGCAGAGUGUACACUCAAGGAGAGUGCUGCCAUCAACCAGAUCCUGGGCCGCAGGUGGCACGCGCUGUCUCGGGAAGAGCAGGCCAAGUAUUAUGAGCUGGCCCGAAAAGAGAGGCAGCUGCACAUGCAGCUCUAUCCAGGCUGGUCGGCGCGGGACAACUAUGGGAAGAAAAAGAGGCGGUCACGAGAAAAGCACCAGGAGUCCAACACAGACCCUGGCUCGCCUAAGAAAUGCCGUGCUCGCUUUGGCCUCAACCAGCAGACGGAUUGGUGUGGUCCGUGCAGGAGGAAAAAGAAAUGCAUUCGGUACUUACCCGGAGAAGGCCGCUGCCCCAGCCCAGUUCCUUCCGAUGACAGUGCUCUAGGCUGCCCCGGGUCCCCAGCCCCCCAGGACUCGCCCUCAUACCUCCUGCUACCCCACUUUCCCACAGAACUGCUUGCUAGCCCUGCGGAGCCGGCGCCUACAUCACCAGGUCUCUCGGCUGCUCUCAGCCUCCCAGCCCCCUGGACCCCAACAGGCCCCCCACAGCGUCCUGCAGAGUACACAGCUGCAACGACAGGAAUCUCAGAGACAGGCAGCCUAGCAUGUACAGGACACGUGGCCGCCACCAGGGGCUCAUCCUCUGAGAGGAAGCGACAGAGCCCCAAAGCACGUGGGAACUGGCCAGAGGCCCUGUUACCUCCCUCUCAGGGACCGGGCCCAGGAGACUUCCGAGGCUGCACAACUUCUGCCUGAACCCCGGGGCCAUCAGUUCAAACUACGCCAAAUGGUGGGAAUCAGAUCUGCAUUGUGUCAUCUAAUUAAGGGCAUCCCUUGUGCCUACAGCAGCCUGCAUCUGUUCCUUUUACCCUCUAUCUUGCUGCCCAGAUGCCCCUGCCUCCCUUGCUUUUCUACUAUAGGUCACAGAUAGGCUGGACUAAGCCCAGCUGCUUUCCCCACCCUACACCUCCUUGGUCCCAUCACUGCCACGCCCUCCCCAUACCACACACUUCAAGGACCAAGAAUGAGCUGGUUUACAAAACCACAUGUGAGCAUGGUCACAACCACAUGCUCAAGACAAUAAUGCUUCUCUUAACCUGGAGAAGCCCUGUUGACAGAAAAGGAGUUAUUCAUAAACUGGACCAGAGUAAGCCUUUUGUCCUCAAGAGCUUACAAGACUAGGAGGAAAUGGAACAGGUUAAGUUUAGGCCUAUUACCACAGGCAGUAGGAAUAACCUGACACUACCUUAUCAGGCAAGUAUGGGCAGUGAGAGGUAUCUGGCUCUAGUUCGUAUUACUUGGAUAUGUUUCCAAGAGCAACUCAACCUCCCAAGAAGCUCGGAUACCAAGGUCCCAUGCCUGUUACUAGUGACUGAACUCAAAAGAAAUUAUGGCCCCAAAUCCAGCAUGCAUCCCUCCCUUACACCAAGAGCCUCUGUCACAGUUCUAGCUCCUGCUUGUCCAGGUCAGUCUAGCCAGCUCUUGGGCAGUUUUAAGAGGGCAAACCAAACCUCAUGACCCCCAAUGCUCACCUUACAGCACUGAAAUAGCUUCAGCUUCACUUUCCCAAAGGGGCUGCAGGAAGGAGGACCAUCAGCAUCCAAGCAAGGAGCCCAGAGAACCUCUAGUGGUGGUCAGUGGGUUUUCACCACCACCUAGUUUAACCCAUUUCUGAGCCAAGCUUCAAGCCUGAGCCUUAAAAAACAAACUUUUAAUUUAACUUUUUUGUCUCCUCCUCACUGUAUAUAGCCUGAACCCAAAGAAAAAGGGCUGUUCCUAUACCCACACACCCCUCAACAAAAGCCUUCAUAGUUCCUACUUUAGCCACUGGCUUCUCAGAAUCCAAAGAUCAUAUAUUCUAGUAUAGUGUUGCAAGAAGUCUUGAGAAAAAGAAAAGGACUAUUGUAGUGUUCAAAAUAUUUUUGUAUUGUUAAUGCAUCAUCAUACAAAAACUUUUUUUAACAUGAGAAUAAAGAUACUUUUUACUGGGUUUCUUUUUCAAAGUUGACCCUGAGGAAUAUGCUGUUUCAGUAACAGAGCAUACAGACUACUUUUCUUCCCCACAGCCAUAAAACUUGGGGUUUAUUCUCUAUUAUGCUACACACAUUCUAAAGACUUUCAGUCCACCUCACCUCCCUGCUGCAACCCCAAGAGCUAAGCUCAUUCUAGGUGUUAACUAAUCCAAGCCUUGGUCCUAACUCCCCAAUCCUCGGACCUCACAAGUGAUGCAGGUGCAGGCUAGCCUGCACAAGAGAUUGCGCUGGAAACUGCCACCACGGACCCACAUGACCACCAGGCUCCAUCUUCCCCUCCAUUUUCCUUCCACACAAAGACUGAACACAAGUAUACAUCCUAUUUCAAGGAAAACCAGAACAGGAGUCUUCUAUAAUUUGGGAUCAGAAAUUUCAAAAGGGCAUUUUAACAGCACCCUUUCUUCCCCAAAACUAUUAAGGUGCUUGAGAUAUCUUGGUAUUUUUAUACAAAGCCUCUCCAGUUUGCUAAAUCUACAGACUUUU